CCUAACAAAGUAAAAACAAAAUCACACAGCAUCCAAUUUUAUUCACACUUGAAAGCCACUCUUCCCAAAGAACCAAAGCAAAAUGGCACUCAGCAACAAUGUGAUCGGAGGCAUAAACCUAGUGGCGGUGAUACUCUCAAUCCCCAUAAUCGGCGCCGGCAUAUGGCUAACAAACGAGCCAGCAGACUCGUGCGUCAAGUUCCUCCUGAUAUCGUACCUGGUAGCCAUGCUCGUGCUCAUAGUGUUGCUGGUCAUCAUGGUGGUGUUUGUGUACAUGGUCACCAUUCGUGGCCAUGGAGUGAUAGAACCCAACCGUGCUUACUUGGAGUACCAUCUGGACGAUUUCUCUUCGUUCCUAAGAAGACGGGUGAGAAGCUCCUUCAAAUGGGACCAGAUCAGAGCCUGCCUGAGCUCCAGUAACAUGUGUGCCGACCUCAAUCAGAGAUUCCGAAUGCCUCAGGAUUUCUUCAAUGCACAUCUUACACCAAUGCAGUCAGGGUGUUGUAAGCCCCCAACACUAUGUGGGUACACAUUUGUGAAUCCAACUUAUUGGAUAAGCCCGAUAAACAGUGCGGAGGACAUGGAUUGCCUUCAGUGGAGCAACGACCAAACACAACUUUGCUAUGCGUGUGACUCCUGCAAGGCUGGUUUGUUGGCUCAUCUCAGGAAGGAGUGGAAGAGGGCCAAUGUCAUUUUGAUCAUCACCAUAGUUGCAUUAAUCAUCAUAUAUUUGGUUGGCUUUUGUGCUUUUAGAAAUGCUAACACUGAGGAUCUCUUCCGCAGAUACAAACAAGGCUAUACUUAGAACAUCAUGUUACUAUUUACUCUUUCUAUUAGUUGCUAGCAUUUGUGUUGAUUCCAACUUGAGAGUUGAAAACUGAAGCAAAAGGUUUCAAGGGUUCGGCUAGAUUUGCGGAGAGCACCGAAAGCUUCAUGUCUCGGGAUUCUCAAUAUGUCUAUCAUUAUUAGCAAGUAACUUUUAAUGGAGCUUUUUCACAUGUUGUCCUAAGCUUUAUCCAAGCCAAUAACUGUUUUAAGUUUAAUAAUCCUAUAGAUUAUGAACCUUUAGAUAUUACCAUGUAUUAUUAGAUCUUCAGGAAACUCUUAUAUAUGUGGCAUCGAUCUUUUAUGCUUAAAAUCAAUUAGAAAACCAUUGAAUUUUUUUUUCAGUUAA
This is a messenger RNA of Arachis duranensis, 1174 nucleotides long. Its product is annotated as protein TORNADO 2-like. Gene Ontology annotation, biological process: auxin-activated signaling pathway. Gene Ontology annotation, cellular component: plasma membrane; plasmodesma. NCBI's taxonomy places the organism in Eukaryota, Viridiplantae, Streptophyta, Magnoliopsida, Fabales, Fabaceae. The record is from RefSeq and is a predicted model, not a curated record.